ACCACUAUCUCCUUGCUUUUAGUUGGCCGCAUCCUCGCCCACGCAAACCCGCACUCCGCUGGCGAGCCAGCCUAACCGAUCGCCAUUCGCCAAUGCUCACCUCGUUGCUCCCGCCGCCCACCGUCCCGGUCUCCAAGACCGCCAAGCCCAGGCCAUCCGCGCUCUCCGUCUCCGCCCCCGCCCCUUCCCCCGCCGCGACAUCCGACGAUGCGCCCGGCGGCGGCGGGCCCCGCCGCCGCCUCUCCGCGCUCAUCCGCUCGCUCUGCGCCGCGGGGCGCACCGCGGAGGCGGCGCGGGCGCUGUCCGCGGCGGGCGGGGGCGCGGGCGUCGUCGCCUACAACGCCAUGGUGGCGGGCUACUGCCGCGCGGGCCAGCUCGCGGCCGCGCGCCGCCUCGCCGCGUCGGUCCCCGUGGCGCCCAACGCCUACACCUACUUUCCCCUCGUCCGCGCCCUCUGCGCGCGGGGCCGGAUCGCCGACGCGCUCGCGGUGCUCGACGACAUGGCCCGCCGCGGCUGCGCCCCGACCCCGCCCAUGUACCACGUCACCCUCGAGGCAGCCUGCAGGGCCAGCGGCUUCCGGGGCGCCGUCGGGGUGCUCCGGGACCUCCACGGGAGGGGCUGCGCCCUCGACGUCGGCAACUGCAACCUCGUCCUCCAAGCCGUCUGCGACCAGGGACCGGUGGACGAGGCCGUCCGCCUGCUGCGGGACCUGCUGCCGUCCUUCGGCUGCGAGCCGGACGUGGUGAGCUACAACGCGGUGCUCAGGGGCCUGUGCAUGGCCAGGCGCUGGGGCCACGUCCAGGACCUCAUGGAGGAGAUGGUCGCCGCGGGGUGCCCGCCCAACAUCGUCACCUUCAGCACGCUCAUCGGUCACCUGUGUCGGAACGGCCUGUUCGAGCGGGUGCAUGAGGUCCACGCGCAGAUGGCGGAGCAUGGGUGCGCGCCCGACGUCAGGAUGUAUGCCACUAUCAUUGACGGUGUCUGCAAGGAAGAGCGUCUCGAGGUCGCACGUGGCAUCUUGAACAGGAUGCCUUCCUACGGGCUCAGUCCCAACGUGGUUUGCUACAAUACUCUGUUGAAGGGCCUGUGCAGUGCCGAUCGGUGGGAGGAAGCAGAGGGGUUGCUGGCCGAGAUGUUCGAUAAGGAUUGUCCACUAGAUGAUGUCACAUUCAACAUACUCGUUGAUUUCUUGUGCCAGAACGGGCUGGUCGACCGGGUGAUCGAAGUUCUCGAGCAGAUGCUGGAGCACGGAUGCAUGCCAGAUGUCAUCACAUACACCACAGUGAUCAACGGUUUCUGCAAAGAAGGGCUCAUCGACGAAGCCGUCAUGCUGUUGAGAAGCAUGGCCGCCUGUGGAUGCAGGCCGAAUACCGUAAGCUAUACUAUCGUGCUCAAGGGUCUGUGCAGCGCGGAACGAUGGGUGGACGCAGAGGAGCUCAUGUCUCAGAUGAUUCAGCAGGGCUGUCCUCCGAAUCCUGUCACGUUCAACACACUCAUCAAUUUCUUGUGUAAGAAGGGACUUGUUGAGCAGGCCAUCGAACUCCUUAAGCAGAUGCUAGUGAACGGAUGCAGCCCCGACCUGAUUAGCUACAGCACAGUGAUCGAUGGGCUUGGCAAGGCUGGCAACACUGACGAAGCACUGGAGCUGUUAAAUGUGAUGGUCAAGAAAGGGAUGAGCCCAAACACAAUCAUUUAUUCGUCGAUAGCUUCCGCUCUCUCCGGAGAAGGUAGGAUUAACAAGGUCAUCCAGAUGUUUGAGAACAUCCAAGAUACCACAGUAAGGUCCGAUGCAGUGCUCUACAACGCAGUUAUUUCUUCGCUCUGCAAAAGAGGGGAAACUGACCGCGCUAUUGAGUUUUUGGCAUAUAUGGUGUCCAGUGGAUGCGUUCCCAAUGAAUCUACCUACACUAUCCUUAUCCGAGGCUUAGCGAGUGAGGGAUUUGUAAAGGAGGCGCAAGAGAUACUGACUGAGCUGUGCUCCAAAGGUGCUCUAAGAAAGCACUUGAUGAAGCAUUUUGGCAUUGUAUGAAGUAUAAACUGGUAGUCACUGUUCGCAAGUGCUGGUGUUAUCAGGAUUGGUUCCUAAUUAGCCUGAAGGUGUCAUCCACAUUGUUUUGCUCCUGGACCACCCAACCCGUGGUGGUUAGGCAUGAUGUAUCACGCUGCUCAAAUGUAGGCUUUGACAGAUGGACGCACAAAGUCAGGCUCAAAGGCUUUCAUAUACAUUCCUAAUCAGUGGCAGUACCUUUUAUUGUGGAGUUUAUCUAGAAUACAAAGACACUAGAAGAUCCAGUCUGACAUAUCAAAAUUGAUGAGAUUAGUUUUCAGUUGUUUCAGCUGAUGAACAUAGUACACAGAAUUUUUGUACGGAGUUCCUUUCUUUAUGGGAAAACCAUUUUUGAGAAUACUAUAUGGACAUGGAAAAAAAAAACAGAAACAGAAAGAA
Zea mays is the source of this 2447-nucleotide messenger RNA. Its product is annotated as pentatricopeptide repeat-containing protein At1g09900. Bases 93 to 2030 code for a protein of 645 amino acids. The record is from RefSeq and is a predicted model, not a curated record. Gene Ontology annotation, molecular function: protein binding. Gene Ontology annotation, biological process: mitochondria-nucleus signaling pathway; chloroplast-nucleus signaling pathway. The transcript has a single exon. NCBI's taxonomy places the organism in Eukaryota, Viridiplantae, Streptophyta, Magnoliopsida, Poales, Poaceae. Gene Ontology annotation, cellular component: chloroplast.